CACUCCCCUUCGGGACGCGGAGCGCGGCGGAGGCGGGGAGGAGGUGUGGCGUCGGUGGGGCGGGCCGAGCGAAGGAGCGAGCGAGUGAGCGAGCGGGCGAGUCCUCAGGAGUGGGCGGGAGCUUGUUGCUGUCCCCGCCCUCUUAAGGGAGAGGCGCGGAAGGAGUCCGUGUCGGCGGCGGGCGGGCCGCCGGCUCCUCUUUAAGGCGGCCGCACGUGCGUGCGGCGGUAGCGGAGACCCGGAUGCCGGGGCCGUCGGGCCCCACCAUGCCGCAGAUCGUGGAGAAGCUGAGGGAGGUGCUGAAGUCGGGGCGGCGGGAGGCGGGCGACGAUGGGGAGCUGGGCCGGCUGCUGGCCGCCUCGGCCAAGAAGGUGCUGCUGCAGAAGAUCGAGUUCGAGCCCGCCAGCCGCGGCUUCUCCGGCCAGCUGGAGCUGCUGCGGGGGAAGUACGUGCUGCUCAACCCCCGGGCCGGGACCGAGACCGAGACCGCCAGCCGCCACAGCGGCCUCGAGGAGAGACCGCCCAGCCGGCAGGGUGGCGACCGUGCCGGCAUGGGGGACGGGAUCCCCAUGCCCCAGAAGGUGCUCUUCCCCGUGGAGCGCCUCUCCGUAAAGUGGGAGCGGAUCUACCGCAUCGGUGCCGGGCUGCACAACCUAGGGAACACCUGCUUCCUCAACUCCACAGUGCAGUGCCUGACCUACACGCCGCCGCUCGCCAACUACCUGCUUUCCAAGGAGCACAGCCGCACCUGUCAACAAGGAGGCUUUUGCAUGAUGUGCAUUAUGCAGAACCACACCAUCCAGGCUUUUGCCAACAGCGGCAAUGCAAUAAAGCCAGUGUCCUUCAUCCGAGACCUCAAGAAGAUUGCCCAGCACAUCCGCUUCGGGAGACAGGAGGAUGCACAUGAGUUCCUGCGUUACACCAUUGAUGCCAUGCAGAAGGCCUGCUUGAAUGGCUGUACCAAGUUGGAUCGCCAGACCCAGGCCACGACGCUGAUUCACCAGAUCUUUGGCGGUUACCUGCGGUCCCGUGUGAAGUGCACGGUGUGCAAGGGCGUCUCGGACACCUAUGACCCUUACCUGGACCUGGCACUGGAGAUUGGGGGUACCCAAGCCACAAACAUAGUGCGGGCGCUGGAGCUGUUUGUGAAGCCAGACAUGCUGGGGGGUGAGAACGCCUACAUGUGUGCCAAAUGCAAGAAGAAAGUGUCGGCCAGCAAACGCUUCACCAUUCACCGAGCCUCCAAUGUUCUCACGCUCUCACUGAAGCGCUUUGCUGACUUCGGUGGAGGCAAAAUCACAAAGGACGUGGGGUACCCUGAGUUCUUGAACGUCCGCCCUUACAUGUCUCAGAACAACGGGGAUCCUGUCAUGUACGAACUCUACGCAGUGCUGGUGCACUCUGGCUACAGCUGCCACGCAGGGCAUUAUUACUGCUAUGUGAAGGCCAGUAAUGGGCAGUGGUAUCAAAUGAACGAUGAUGUGGUCCGCUGCAGCAAUAUCAAAGUGGUCCUCAACCAGCAGGCCUACUUGCUGUUCUACCUGAGAAUCCCCAGCCCCAGGAAGAGCUCAGAGGGGCCCAUUGCCAGAGCUGCCUCCAGCCUGUCUGGCCGCACUCGCGGCGGCGUCUCUGAUCAGGUCAAGAAAACUGUGAACUUCAGGUCCCUGUCUUCACUGCCAAUGGGCCAGAGACCAGACAUGCUGCCGGGGAAGAAGCUGCCGGGGAAGAAGCUGCCAGGGCCAGAGGAGGUCGGAGUCCCUGUGGCCCGCAGCGUGGUCAGGACGGGGCCGAAGCUGUCGAACGGAACCGCUCCGCCGAAGCUGCCUGCUGGGUCCCCAUCACGCAAACUGCCUCUUAGAGCCAGCCAUUCGGACACAGCAGUGCCCACGGGUGCAGCCCGGAAGCCCAAGAAGCCGGUCUCCUUCCCGCAGCUGCCUCCCGUGCCCAGAGCAGGUCGGGGCUUCUGCAACACCAGCAAUGCAAGUGGGGCCAAAGCGGGGCUGUCCCGGCAGAGCUCCUGGGAGAGCAAGCAGCCACCUACCUCAUCCAAGCUGCCGCUGGAGCCCGGGGGCAGUGAGGAGAACACCAGGACCCUGGAGAAGGACUCCUGUGGCAGCAGUGCUGACAGCCUAGUGCAUGGCACACCGGGAAAGCCGGCCAAAGCAUCCCAGAAGGCCAAGAGCAGAACCAGCAGCUUCUGUACCUCUCAGGAAACGGACUGUGGCACGGACCUCCCUGCUGGCCCUGGCACCGAGCUGGCUGCCUCCAAAGACUCCAAGUUGGCAAAACCUAAAUCCUCCCUGUUGGCCAACGCUGCUCUGGAGCCAGGCAGCACCGUGUCACCGCCACCAGCCAAGAAGCUGGCACUCUCUGCCAAAAAGGGCAGCACCCCGCGGAAGGCGAGGGGAAGUGACCGCCACACACAACCUCACCCACAAUUUGCUGACCGCACCUGCCCCACGAACACCACCCACUCUGAGUCCACUCCCCAGCCUUUCGGCAAGUCAAGGCUGUCCUCAUCUGCUCUCAAAAUGCCAAAUCCUGAAAAGCCUACCUUCAGCUUCAUCCUCAGCUCAGCCCCUUGGCUCCCAGCCUCCCCCCUGACCAACGGUUCCACUGCCCACCCUUCACACUACCUUCCUUCAUGCAGCAGGGAGAAGGGCACCCCUGGUUCCUCCAAAAAGAAGCAGCGAAAGCAGCAUCGUGGAGCAGUCGGCAGGUCUCGUGCUCUAGCUGUGAAGGGCAAGGAUGAAGUCUCCAACCCCCCCACGAAGAAGAAACUCAUUCAGGAGGGCUUGGUGUCCCUCGUGGGGAAGGAGGCAGCAGGCAAGGGUCCCAGCAGCGGCCAGGAGGGUCUGGGCUCUCAGAACCUGGAGAGCCGGCCCAAGCCACAGGUGUCAGACCCCAGGGCUUCCCUGGACAAGGAAUCCAUCUACCUCUGCAAGAAGAAGAAAAAGAAGAAGAGGAGGAGAAUGGAGGAGACAGAAGAGCACUGCCCUGGGAUGCUGUCCUUGGACAGCUCUAGGAGGGCUGAGACGGAGCCCCGGAGGAAAAAGCAGCGGCGGAGUGUGGAGGCUGGUGCUGGAGAGAGCGAGCACCGCAAGCGCAAGUGGAGGGAAAGCCUCAGCAGCCCAGCCUUGGAGCAGCCAGCUGCCAACAGUGACUCCCUGCCUGUUUCCGCAGUGGCAGCGUCCAGCCAGGCUGGAGAAGAGUACAGGCAUUGCCUGGCUGCCCUGAGCCCUGAGACCGGCCAUGGGACUGGCAUAGCACCUGGGAGCCAGAAGGAGUCCAGCGUGGUGGAGGAGCUGCUUGGGAACUCCUUGGACAAGGCUUAUGGCAAACAAGUCUUGACCUGGGAAGGCAAGAUCUCAGCUGUCAGCCAGGAUGCCAUUCGAGACGCAGCGUGGGCCCGGAGCGAGACUGUCAUCGAUGAGUGGGACGAGGAUUUUGACAGAGGGAAGGUAAAGAAGAUUAAACUGAAGCAGGAACGGAGGAGACGCUUCAAUUCCUUCCAAGAGCUGCAGAGCAAGUGCAACUUCUGGUUGGUGACUCACCCUGCCAAGGUGGCCAGCCUGAGCCACCGGCUCUGAGGUUGCAAUCUGUGUCCCCCAGCUGGCGAACGGAGCGGUCCUGGGUCAAGGACCGGUUGGGGAGUGCUGUCCUGGGAGCUGCUGGUGGACCCUGCUGCAGAGGGAAGGGGACACUAGUCCCGCAUGUCUCCAGGGCCCCAGCCCUGGGGUCGUGCUGUGCUUGGUGGCCCCUGCCUUCCCCUUCUCAGAGCUGCUGCCCCUGCAGGUCCCAGGGUCCUUGUGGGCAGGGGCUGUUUCCCUCUGCCCUCCAGCUGAGGAGGAGCCUGUCCAGCUCCAACCUGCCUUGUCCAGGCUCCUCUGCUAGCUCCUCUGUGCCUCUCUGCCUGGGGCUGGAGCACCCCCCUCUUCCACCCAGCCUGGAGUUUAAGGCUCGGGGGGGGGGGGGGGGACGACUCCUGGAAAGUGCCUGUGGCCCAUCCCUGCUGCUCCAGGUUCACGUGCCCCCCACCAGUCCUGUGGGGAGAGGGACGCCAGCCCACACUGCAGAGCUGGGACCACCAAGGCUGGCGUCCCUCUCCCCCUCUUGCCCUGCUCCGUGCCCGGCUGGCCCCUCACCCCCCUCCUCUCCCC
Messenger RNA from Harpia harpyja (harpy eagle), 4160 nucleotides. RefSeq names its product ubiquitin specific peptidase 36 (gene USP36). The record is from RefSeq and is a predicted model, not a curated record. Gene Ontology annotation, molecular function: cysteine-type endopeptidase activity; cysteine-type deubiquitinase activity. The transcript is spliced from 20 exons. The coding region runs from base 243 to 3590 and encodes 1115 amino acids. Gene Ontology annotation, biological process: regulation of apoptotic process; protein deubiquitination. NCBI's taxonomy places the organism in Eukaryota, Metazoa, Chordata, Aves, Accipitriformes, Accipitridae. Gene Ontology annotation, cellular component: cytosol; nucleus.